CCGACAGUCCUUGAAGGUAUCGUCCGCUCUUGGCUCCACCAUCACGGUGUCUUUUUCCCCCGCCACACUGAGGUGCACUUUGAGGCAGCUAUUGGACUCAUUUACGUCCAUAUUUCGGCUUGACAUCACGGUAUUUUUGACGCAAUGAAGACAAUCAGGUCGGUGGCGGUGUUCUUGGUGCUUUUGGUGUCUCUGCUGUGCGUAGCUGAAUCUGCCAGGAGUCGAACCAACAACCAGAACAGCUUCCGACGGGCAGCUAACGGUGUCUACCAGACUCUGAGCAGCGUGUUCGGCGAGGACAACAUUAGAGCCUUACAUAAGUUUUUCUCCAAGACAACAGAGCGGUUUGUCCAUGGUGUGGACUCUUUUCUUGACACCAUCUGGAAGAUCUGGACAGAUCUGUUGGAUGUAAUGGGCAUUGACUCAUCAAACAUCAGCCACUACUUCUACCUGACAUCUCUCACUAACUCCCCGGCUCGUAUCCUGCUCCUCAUCGCCAUGAUACUUGUGGCCUACUGGGUCCUCUCCAUGUUCCUGGAGGGUUUCUUUUAUCUUCUGCAUGGCGUCUUUGGACGCUUCUUCUGGCUGGUGCGCGUCAUUCUUUUCGCCUUGUCUUGCCUCUACAUCCUACAGAAGUUUGAGAGUGACCCUGAGCGCACAGUGCUGCCACUGUGCUUCAUCACGGCGCUGUACUUCAUGACAGGGCCUGUGGGAGUAUACUGGCGUCGGGGAGGUGGAGCAGGUUCACUGGAAGAAAAAAUCGACCACCUUGACACUCAGAUCAGACUGCUCAACAUCAGGCUGAGCCGUGUCAUAGACAGCCUGGAAUGCACCAGCGAGCAGUAGCUGACAGAACCAGUGAGGUAGAAGGAGAGUUGGAGAGCAGUGGUAUGUUGAAUUGGCUGCAAAGCUGAUUCCUUCUCACAUUUGCAACAGUACAAUUAUUGCAUAUUCACAACUGUUUUCAGGUGAGGACAAGGCUACAUAUGAAAACAGUAUUUAACUGUUUAAGUUCCACUUCAUUUUGAGUUAGGUGAAAUCCUCAGAACACUUGACCUGAAGAUUAUGUGAUCAAGCGUUUUUAUUUUUUAUUUAUUAAUCUUAACUUUAAAGUUUUUGAGAUAUCUUUGCUACUUCUGUGAAGAGGUGAUAGUUCAAGUGGUUUUCUAGGUACAGUCCUAAUUUGGUGCCACGGCUUCUUUUUGGAUAAACUCCGGUAUGUAUUGGGGGUUUGAAUUUUUGAUGUUUUAAAGCAUUUUCAAUACUUUUGUCACAUGAACAAGCAUAUCUUGGGUAUGUAUCCUUGUGAAUAUUCAUUCCUUAUCUAUUCCAUCCACAAAAACAUUUUCCCUUUUUGAAAUGUUGAAAUAGGUUAGCUGUAUUAUAUGGUGGACAAAUAGAAACACAUUUCUUAUAUAUCAAAGUCGCAAGAUGUUAGACAAUUGUUCAUUUAAAAACUUAUUUAUUCCAUUUUCAGUCCAAACAGGUAUAGUAUUGUAGAAGUCUAGAGUGUUGUUAAGUCACCAAUCUAUCUUAGCAAUAGUUGACAUCAGGACCUCUUUUUCCUGUGUGAAUGGGUGUAUGAUGCAUCAGGAUCGUGUGUGUUUUUAAAUUUAUGAAAUGGAACGCAGUGAGUAUUGUAAAGCACCAUUAAACUGGGAGAAAAUCCAGAAAGGCAGCAAUAUCUCAGGGACUUGUUUUACAACUGUAUCAGACUGCAAGGUUAUCAAGUACACUGCAGUCAAAAGAUGUAUUCAAGUUGUUGCUAAUAUUGACAUGAAAUUUGAUUAUAAAACAGGCAACCUGAGUAAACACAAAAUAAAGUUCAUUAAAUCAUUUUUAUUACUUAAUGAAUUCAUGUGAAAAUGUAAUUGCCAGUUGCCUUCACUCUGUCCUUGAACUGGCUGUGACAGUUUUAGCAGCAACGACCAGGGGUUAAAGUGGGAUUUGGCAGGUGGAGGAACCCUAAAUUCCAGUGUGGCCAUAAAAUGACACCUUAAAUAACUUCCAUAUUGUUUUGUACUGCAAGCACCGAUGGACUCCAAUGGACAUGCCAUGUGAUCAGCUGACUUACAGUAGACAAAGACGAGUCUGCAGAAAGUUGUUGCCAACAACGACAAACACUUCAGAUAUCUGGAGAUCAGUGUUUCCUGCCACUGAAGGAUUUAUCUGAACCACAUUGUUGGGUUUUUGUGUAUGAAUCGCAUUACGCAGCCAUGUGCAAGACAGUGGUUCAGUGUUUAGCACUCUUGCCUCACAGCAAGAAGGUCUGGGGUUCAAUUCCACCCAUGCCCAGUUCCUUUCUGUGUGGAGUUUGCAUGUUCUCCCCAUCUCAUCUCAAAAAAAAAAAAAAAAAAAAGGGCGGCACGGGCCAAGCCUGCUGCAGGCUUCACCCACUUUACCUCAGUUUGGAAGACGGACUGUUUAGUGCACAUAAGUGCACUAGUGCACAUAAACAAUGUCAAAUGUAUAUGUGUUGUCUUUAAUUCUGAUGUGCCAUUUUUACGGUAAACAAUAAUUGUGGAUUAAUUGCUGUAUCUUGACUGAGGUAAUUGGAGUGUAAACGUAAUUUUGUUGUUGUUGCACUUGUGUAAUGACAAUAAAUCUCAUCUCAUGUCUGUAUGGGUUUCCUCGGAGAACUCUGGUUUCCACCCAUCAUUUAAAAACGUGCACAUUAGGGUCUGCUCCUUGCAAUGUACCU
Messenger RNA from Thalassophryne amazonica, 2701 nucleotides. RefSeq names its product bri3 binding protein (gene bri3bp). The coding region runs from base 145 to 846 and encodes 233 amino acids. Gene Ontology annotation, cellular component: mitochondrion. Lineage: Eukaryota; Metazoa; Chordata; Actinopteri; Batrachoidiformes; Batrachoididae. The record is from RefSeq and is a predicted model, not a curated record. The transcript is spliced from 3 exons.